This is a messenger RNA of Gloeophyllum trabeum ATCC 11539, 1038 nucleotides long. RefSeq lists its product as uncharacterized. Bases 31 to 1038 code for a protein of 335 amino acids. The transcript is spliced from 17 exons. The record is from RefSeq and is a predicted model, not a curated record. Lineage: Eukaryota; Fungi; Basidiomycota; Agaricomycetes; Gloeophyllales; Gloeophyllaceae.
UCUUGACAAGUGUCCUCCGUAUCGUCCUUCAUGGAUACGUCAACCAUUGACCUUGUCCUAGCUGAUAUUCAGGUGGUCAAUUAUGUGAAUGCUGCCGCAUUCGCUUGGCUGGCUUAUGAUAUCCUGCUCACCUUAGGCGACGAGGUACAAACGGUGUGGAAUUCGAGAUGGACCUUGGCCAAAGUCUUGUACCUACUCUUGAGGUACCUUAUAGCCAUCACACUAAUGGUGAACCUUGUAGUGGACACAAGAACAGACUUGACGGAGAAGGUCUGCACCCAGUGGAUGCGGUUCUACGCAUUUGACACCGUAUCCAUCGCAUCCUGGCUAGGUGGUGCCCUCCUGAGCGUCAGAAUAUGGGCUUUAUACGGCUGCAGUCGCAAGAUCCUCUUCGUAGUGUGCUUCUUGUAUCUCGUGGAAACCGCCGCCGGUAUAAUAACCGCUUCCAUCACGCUCGCGUCUGAACACUCGACCCCGCGGCUCCCCGGCGUCCCCGUGCACGGCUGCUUCCUAUCCUUGACGCCGCCAAAGAAGGACAGCCUGGUCAUCAUCGGCUGGACCUUCCACGUCGGUGUCAAUGCGAUAUUCUUUGCACUUACGAUGUACAAGUUCAUGCGGACGGUCGGGGCGCAGGGAUUCAGCAUCUUCGAAGCGCAGACAGUCGCGCCCCUAUUUCAGCUGUUCAUCUACGAUGGAGCGUUUUAUUUCCUCGUCAUCCUAGCAAGUUCCUUGUAUAACUUGGUGAUCAUGCUUGCUCUCUGGAAUCGACCUACAGUGGUGGUAGGAGAAGCAUUGCUGGCCGCCACAUACGCAGUAACCUCCUCGCGCUUGAUGCUCCAUCUACGCGAGUACAUCGGAAGACACAACGCUGAGGUAUACACCGACGUCGAGCUGGAGACCCGCCCCUCUCGACCCGCCUUGGUUCUCGACACCACCAUCACGGUGCCGGAGGGGUACAACCGGGACUCGGACGUCAUAGACUCUGGCAUUUCUGGCAUCUCCAUGAGCCUCUCGCUGUCAGACAAACCUCUCGUUUGA